AUGCGUCUGGCCGUGCGUGACGUGACGGCGCUGCUGCAGGUGCGCGUGCGCGUGGACGGCUCACAGUUCGACAGCUCGCUCAUGACGCAGCCCGAGUUCCUGCUGACCACGCGCGUGGUGUUCCGCAGCGUGCGGCACGGCGGCACGCAGCUGCAGGCGUCGUGGCGCGUGUUCCGCUCCUUCCACGAGUUCCAGGGCCUGGACGCGCAGCUGCGCCACGCCUUCCCGCAGGACAUGAAGCUGCUGGCGCCGCCGCCGCCGCACAGGAGGCGCACGUGGCUGCGGCGCCACCGCAGCGCCAAGUUCCUGGCCAAGCGCUGCGCCGAGCUUAACGAGUACCUGGAGCGGCUGCUGGGCUGCUCCAGCCUGAGGCUCACGCGGUUCCUGGACCCGCGCGCGCCGCUGGUGCUGCGCUGCUUCAGCAACUUUGACGUGGGACUCACGAGUGCAGAGAUCACGGCGCUGCCCAACCAGUUGGAGGGCUGCGUGCUGUGUCUGGACUACAGGGACGACGACGCCAAGGCCAGGAUGAACGGCACGGUGGGGACGGUGGACAGCAGCGACGAGGACGUGCGGCUCGACGAGCUGCAGGCCAACCUCAUGGACGACAAGGCGCGCAACUUGGCCAUGUGCACCAAGUACGAGUGCGCCUGUCGCGUCUCGCCCUUCCGCGUGACGCACAGCAAGAUGAUGAGGAUGUUGCGGCUGCGCGGCUUCAAGCAGGCGUACGCGCCCCCGGAGGGUGCGCUCACGGCGCUGUAUUGCGUGCUCUACAAGCUGCAACAGUACAACGAUCUGGACAAGCGGCUGUACGACGCGCUUACGGGAUUCCCGCCGGCGAACGGGGCGUCCAAGGCGCGGAAGGAAGACGGAGCGUUGUUCAGGGAGGCGUCGGAUGCGCUGGCCAACGACCACUUGCAGUUGUCUGUGGGCGUGGAGCUGCUGCGCCAGACGCUGGCCAACUACGGAUUGUUGCACGUCCACUCGCUGGAGCGGCACUUCCGCACGUCUGCGGUGGAUCUCAAGAAGCGGUUGCACGAGUUCAAGUCGCGACGACAGCUGCGCGUGGGCGCGGUGGAGCUGGUGCUGCUGGCGACCAUGUUGGAUCUAUCUAUUCUGCUGAUCACGAACGACCACGAAGGCUCGGAGCAGCAGAUUCGGCCGCUUGCUGGCCUGCGGUCCAUUCGCAAGGGCGGCCGCAUCAGCUUGGCGUGCGGGUAUAUUCUGCCCACGCUCGUCUGCGUCAACGGGUUCUACCUGCUGGCCGAGCGCGAGCGUGUCGUACCAGGAACUACGCUGGACACCGACAGCGAGGAAGAGCAGUUACUGACAACGCAGCAGCGACGACGGAAGUGGCAGGGCGUGGACGAGAUGGACCGGCGCUUCAUGAUGGAGAUCGAGCGCACGCUCGCGGACGGCACGGACGCGUUCGCGCUGGCGUUUGACUUCGACCUGGCAGACUCGCUCAACUCGGCCAUCCUGGACGCCGUCUGGGACGACUGCCAGCACAACCCCAACCUUUUCUACCUCUUCCAGCGACAAGCUCGGCAGUUCGGCAAGGGCCGCACGACCGCAAGGUUCUUCAUGCAGUACAUGGAGGUGGCGUUCGGACUCGAAGGGGCCAGCUACUUGGUGGACUUCUUGCUGCACGUACUUCCCGAGGAAGACCUUCGCAAGCAAUUGCUUCACGCGCGUUGGAUGCGACUGCACGGCCAAAUUGCCAAGCGCGUAUCACCGUGA
This is a messenger RNA of Phytophthora sojae, 1740 nucleotides long. RefSeq lists its product as hypothetical. The record is from RefSeq and is a predicted model, not a curated record. The transcript has 2 exons. Gene Ontology annotation, molecular function: phosphatidylinositol binding. NCBI's taxonomy places the organism in Eukaryota, Oomycota, Peronosporomycetes, Peronosporales, Peronosporaceae. The coding region runs from base 1 to 1740 and encodes 579 amino acids.